Syngnathoides biaculeatus (alligator pipefish) is the source of this 1381-nucleotide messenger RNA. RefSeq names its product protein PFC0760c-like. The transcript is spliced from 3 exons. The record is from RefSeq and is a predicted model, not a curated record. The coding region runs from base 145 to 1281 and encodes 378 amino acids. Lineage: Eukaryota; Metazoa; Chordata; Actinopteri; Syngnathiformes; Syngnathidae.
AAAAAUUAAAAUAAAAAAGAGGAUUACAUUUCACUCAGCAUGAGAACAACUAAUCCCUGCAAAGGAAAUCUUUAUCUUACCCCGAAAAUCAGAUUGUCCUGGUAGCUGCAAUUUAAACAGAAUUGAAGAAUUCCUUUGGACGAAAUGGAAGGACGGGGAGACGGCCGGUGCUUCGGUUACCGUAUUCCGCUGGAUUUGGGACGAGGGGAACCGAAUUUAAGAUUUCGCCGAUUCUGCAUUUCCUUGCACAGCAACGAGAUUUCGUUCAUAAUCGCGGCCGUGCCGAGGCACCCCAACGACGUCGACAACAACGACGACGACGAUGAGGGCAAUUUCGAAGACGACGAGGCCAACGCCGAAGACGACGACCGCCAGGUCAACAUCGAAGACAACGACGGGGAGAACGAUAUCGGAGACGGCGGCGACGGCGCCGAAAACAACGAAGACAGCCAAAAUGAAGACAGCGACAGCGAUUUUGUACUUGACGAUAAUGACGAAAUGGACUUCUUUAACGACCUGAACGACCAGUAUGCGUGGAUCCGCUUCAUUUGGCAGGUCUGGCCAUUUUCAUGUGGCAACAUAUUUGACGAAAUUGUCUUUGAAUUCCAGGGAAUACGUGAGGAAGAUUUGUCUUUUCAAGACUAUGAUAUUAUCCAAGGGAAUGCAGAGGAUAAUGACAAUAACGCCAACGAGCUAAAUAACGAAGAGAGCGACAACGCUGAUGUUGAGGAAGUAGCCAAUCAGGACCAAGCCGAAGUUGGCGCCGACCAAGCUUCGGCGCAAGCCGAUGAGCACCCUUUGCCGUUGCCUUUGCCUUUGCCGACCUUAGCAAACGUCAGAUCCAAAGUUGAGGAAAUCGACGAGGAAGCGUUCCGAUGGUGGCACGAGUUCGAUUACAACUUUUCCGAGUGUACUGGAAUAGACGCCGACGAAGACGACCCUCCGCCCGCGAAGUGCGAGAAAAAGUCCAGAGAUAACGCACAGGACGUUAAGAGGGAGAAGAACUCGGCACCUGAGCCGGAUCAGGACGUCGGGAACAGCGAUUUGGUUGAGGAGGGGGAGGCUUCGGAGGAAGGCGAGUUGGUCUUGUGCGUGAGUGAAACGGAAGCAGAGGUAGAACCGCUACCGGGACCAUCCAGGAAGAGGUCAAGGGACGAAGCCGGACUCGACAAAGACGCACGAAGUAACAAACGUUCCUGUCAACGUUCGGAUUCCGACGUUAAGACUUCCGACGGCGGUGCCGAAGACACUGUUUCUUGUGGAGCUACAAAAACAUCGUGAGAUUAAGCGCGGAGCAAAACCUCCACAGUCCUAGGUCCUCAGAACAGGAACGGAGUACAAUUUGUAAAAAUCAGUUUCUUGGAUACUUGCCUCCCCAACG